Messenger RNA from Linum tenue, 2562 nucleotides. The record is from the annotation of a GenBank genome assembly. NCBI's taxonomy places the organism in Eukaryota, Viridiplantae, Streptophyta, Magnoliopsida, Malpighiales, Linaceae.
AUGAAAUACAAGGAAGGCAAAUCCUUGGCAGAUCACUUGAACGAAAUUCAAGGGAUCGUGGAUCAGUUGUCCGGUAUGGGCAUAAAAAUGGAAGAUGAGGUCGUCGCUCUCCUGGUUCUGGCUUCCCUUCCAGAAUCGUGGGAGACACUGAAAAUUUCACUUACCAACUCUGCGAAAGAUGGAGUUAUCAACAUGGAGAUGGUCAAAAGCGGAGUUCUGAAUGAAGAGAUGCGGAAAAGAUCACAAUGUGCAUCCUCAUCAUCUUCCCAGUCAGACCUUUUGGUGGUAGAUUCUAGAAGCAGAGGAAGAAGUGAAGCGAGAGGCUCGAAGCAAAGAGGCAAGAGUCGAGGGAAGUCCAACAAGUUUGCCAACAUCCAAUGUCAUCAUUGCAAGGAGAAGGGCCACAUCAGAAGAUUUUGCCCAAAGUUCAGAAACGAAAGAAGAAAGGGCAAACGAGAUGAGAACAGUGACGAUGAUGGUGCAAACUCUGUUGAUGAGUUCAAUAUUGUCUACGAGGAAGAUGUUGUCAACCUGACAACCCAGGAGACUAGCUGGGUGGUUGAUAGUGGUGCUACCAUUCACGUGACAUCCAAGAGAGAUUUUUUCUCAUCUUACACACCAGGUGACUUUGGUGUGGUAAGAAUGGGAAAUGGCAACCUUUCCAAAGUUAUUGGCAAAGGAGAAGUCUGUUUGGAGACGAAUGGUACGAAGCUGCUGCUGAAGGAUGUCAGGCAUGUUCCAGAAAUGCGCCUGAAUCUCAUCUCUGUAGACAAGUUGGAUGAGGAAGGUUACUGCAACACCUUCCACAAUGGCCAGUGGAAACUCACCAGAGGCUCCUUGGUGUUGGUCAAGGGCAAGAAGCUGUCAAAGAUGUAUGUGACGGAAGCCAAGAUCUCCCCAGAGAUUGUCAACUCAGCCGAGAAUGGUGACACAAUUGAAUUGUGGCACAAACGGCUCGGUCACAUGAGUGAGAAGUCCAUGGCAAAACUGGCCCAGAAGAAAGCCAUAGCUGGGUUGGAUCAUGUUCAUAUAAAGAAGUGUGUCGAUUGUCUAGCGGGAAAGCAAAACCGAGUUGCUUUCAAAAGUACCAUCCCUUCAAGAGCAAAGAAUGUGUUGGAUCUAGUUCACUCAGAUCUCUGUGAACCCGAUGUCAACGUCAAAUCACUUGGAGGUGCCAGAUAUUUCGUGACAUUCAUUGAUGACCAUUCACGGAAGACCUGGGUGUAUACCUUGAAGACCAAGGAUCAGGCCCUAGACGUUUUCAAGCAAUUCCUGGCCUUGGUGGAGAGGGAAACUGGCAAGAAGCUGAAGUGCAUCCGGACCGACAAUGGUGGAGAGUACAGAGGUCCGUUUGCUACCUUCUGCAAGGAACAUGGAAUUCGGCAACAAUUCACACCACCAAAGACGCCGCAAUUGAAUGGGCUAGCUGAGAGGAUGAACAGGACUCUGCUAGAGAGAGUCAGGUGCCUGUUAUCACACUCGAAGCUACCACAAUCCUUCUGGGGGGAGGCACUGCUUGCAGCAGUUUAUGUGUGGAACAGGUCACCUAGUGUGCCACUGAAGUAUGACGCUCCAGAGAAGGUGUGGACAGGAAAAGAAGUUUCCUACAAACAUUUGCGGGUGUUUGGUUGCAAGGCCUUUGUCCAUAUUCCAAAGGAUGAAAGGUCAAAGCUGGAUUCCAAGACGAGACCGUGCGUAUUCAUCGGCUAUGGUCAAGAUGAGUUUGGCUAUAGAUUCUUUGAUCCAAUCCAGAAGAAGCUUAUCAGAAGUCGUGAUGCUGUGUUCAUCGAAAAUGAGACCAUCAAAGAUAUUGUUGCUAGGAAAGACGUUCCUAGUACUGAUGCUAGCCAACCAAGCCUUGGGCUAGUACCUCCAACGCCGGCGCCUACAGAAGUUGGAGAAGAAGCACAACAUGAUCAGCCUGAGAUAGUUGAACCAGAUGCCCAUGUGGAAGUUCAACCAGAAGAUGCUGAUGACGAUGGUCAACCACCAGCCGGAGAAGGUUCUCCUGUUCGAACGACGAGAUUUGGUAGGGUCACACGACGCUCUACCAGAUAUCCUGAGGCUGAAUAUGUGUCACUUACUGACGGGGGAGAACCAGAAAGCUUCACAGAAGCUAUGAAUGAUGAACACAAGCAAAGGUGGAUAGAAGCCAUGCAAGACGAGAUGGAUUCCUUGUAUGAGAACAACACAUUUGAGCUGGUGAAGUUGCCAAAAGGCAAAAGAGCUUUGAAGAACAAGUCGGUGUUCAAGAUCAAACAUGAUGAACACAACCGUCAGCCACGCUUCAAAGCAAGACUAGUCGUAAAAGGCUUCAGUCAAAGAAAAGGCAUUGACUUUGACGAGAUAUUUUCACCAGUGGUGAAGAUGACAUCCAUCCGCACUGUGCUGGGACUAGCAGCAAGUCUUAACCUGGAGGUUGAGCAAAUGGAUGUGAAAACUCCCUUCCUUCAUGGUGAUUUGGAGGAAGAGAUUUACAUGGAGCAACCAGAAGGCUUCAAGAAAGAGGGAAAAGAGGACUAUGUAUGCAAGCUUCAAAAGAGCUUGUAUGGCUUGAAGUAG